Molecule: messenger RNA, 1584 nt
Organism: Leishmania braziliensis MHOM/BR/75/M2904
Lineage: Eukaryota; Euglenozoa; Kinetoplastea; Trypanosomatida; Trypanosomatidae
Exons: 1
Coding region: 1-1584 (527 amino acids)
Molecular function (GO): zinc ion binding; nucleic acid binding
Source: RefSeq, a predicted model, not a curated record
AUGACACACAAAGAGGGACCAAGCAGAACAGGAACGCGGCGUAUCAGCAGGGGUCGGGUAAGGCAAGACAUCCCCCUCUCGCACCGUCGCGAAGCCGCUCAUCCCACCCCCCCCCUCCCCCUCCUCUUCCUCAUCUGUUCUCUCUUUCUCUCGCACCGAUCUCCGCCUUGCGGCACGUGCGCACAGAUCUAUUCCCAAGGCCUCCAGCCUGAUCGCGUGUUGAGUCACGAGGAGCGAACGCACGAGAGGGGCACGCCAAUCAUGGCGAAGACCAGCGCCAGCCACGCAAUGCACCCGCCAAAUGCCAUCGCCGCGGUCGCCACCAACACGAGCGCAGCAACGACUCCGGCGCCGUCGUUUCUCGUCUACCCCGUCCCCAGUAUCGCCGAUGAGUCUUUCCUGCAGCUCAUCUUCCGCAACACCGUGAAGCGUAGUCUCUUCCUCGGAUUCGGCCGCGGUCGCUUUGCCGUGACGGAAUUGACGAGCGCGACGGUGGCCGCGGAGGUGGAGGCCAUCAUCCAUAAGGCGGCAGUAGCAGCCGUGGGUCAGCAAGACCGUGUUGUUGCUCCUCGACACGCAAACGGUACGGCCGCAGAAGUGGAAGCAACGCACAGCGCUCUCGAGCGAAUGGCCGAUGACGACGCGCUUGAGCACAUGACCCUGGCAGACCUCUUCGCGCCACCACCCCGAUCACCCUCACAUGCCUCUGCGUCUGUGCACCGGCAGGAGCACCAGCCGAGCAGCAGUAGCACCAACGGCAGCGGCGGCGCAGCGGCUGGGGGGGAGUCGAAUGACUUCAGCCACAUUCCAUAUCUCGUGUGGCGUGACAAGCCCGUGCACGUCGUGGUGAGCGGAGUGCGGGUGGAAGACUUCUACAGCAGUGGCGGCGCCGUUCCGGUGCAUCACGCGAAGCGCUCCGCCGACGAGGAGGGGAAGUGCAACAACAAACCAAAAAGGCCGAGCACCGUCAAGCGCCCUCGCGAGGACGGCGCGGACUCGACCGCGGAGCUGCCGCCGUCGUCGUCGCGGGCAGCGAAUCGACGUGCUGUAGUGGCGAAUGCAGCGAUGAUGGCAGCAGCUGCUGCUACGGCGCCGAAGUCUCUAUUUCCAAAGAACUGCUGCCAGAAGUGCGGCAGCGCUGAUCACUUCACACGUCACUGCGACGGCAGCGGUGCCGCCGCGGGUCCGUCUGCGUCUGCAGCCGCCGGCGCUGACACAGGAUCGCCGAGGACGAGCUCAGCCACGGUGGCACUGCCCUUCCCCGCAGUGGCGAAGACGACGGUGGUGUCGAGCUUUCCAAAGAACUGCUGCCAGAAGUGCGGUAGCGCUGAUCACUUCACACGCCACUGUACAAGCAGCAGCAGCAACAGCGCGAGUGUCUCCGCGGUGUCCAGCUCUUUCGUGACCGCGCACGCGGACAAGAAGCCGGAUCGCGAGGCCUUCUCCGCGACGGUGGUCGCGUCGACGCCGCUGCCGGCGAAGACGAAGGCGAAGGCCGUUGUGCAGCGUACCUCGAAGGAUCAGUGCAGGUACUGCGGCUCCGAGGCGCAUCUCUCCCGCCACUGCCCGAGUAAGAGCCAGUGA